UCCCAGGGUAUCGCGAGAACUGCUUCGGCGUUCUGGCUACAGGUUCGGGGCGCGGGUCUCUUCCGCGGAAACUGACAUUGCGUUUCCGUUGUCGGCCUCCCACUGCAGGAGCCAUAUAUUGAAGACCAUGUCUGGGAGCUUCUACUUUGUAAUUGUUGGCCACCAUGAUAAUCCAGUUUUUGAAAUGGAGUUUUUGCCAGCUGGGAAGGCAGAAUCCAAAGACGACCAUCGUCAUCUGAACCAGUUCAUAGCUCAUGCUGCUCUCGACCUCGUAGAUGAGAACAUGUGGCUAUCGAACAACAUGUACUUGAAAACUGUGGACAAGUUCAACGAGUGGUUUGUGUCGGCAUUUGUCACUGCGGGGCAUAUCCUUACCUUCUUAGUAAAGGUAACUAACUAAAGUUUGGGCUCACAAACCAGAAGAACAUGGAACAUAGAUGCCAGGCUCUGAGUCUGUAGACUUCACAGUCAGGUGAAAAUGUAAGUUUCCAUUUAUGGGGCUACUUUUCUUUUUUUAGGGGGGAAAAACAUUUUGUUUAAUAGCUAAUUUUAAAACUAAGUCUCAUACACAAAAAGAGUUUAUCUGGACCCUAUCAAGGGUGAUUUUACUUUAUUUUAUAGUUAUUUUCUAACUUUGAAAGCUUAUGUUCUCUUUAUGAUAAAACUAAGCUAAUUUUAAACCCCGUUUAUAUAUUCAACUUUUCCAUCACAAAUACACUGCAUGUGACUAAUUUGAAGAAUACUGUAUCAACGAACUGGUUGCUUUUUGUUUUUCAUUUCUAAGAAAGAUUAUGCCUUAAUUAUUUCACAUAUGAGGUUUAUUAUGCUUCAUGACAUAAGACAAGAAGAUGGAAUAAAGAACUUCUUUACUGAUGUUUAUGAUUUAUAUAUAAAGUUUUCAAUGAAUCCAUUUUAUGAACCCAAUUCUCCUAUUCGAUCAAGUGCAUUUGACAGAAAAGUUCAGUUUCUUGGGAAGAAACACCUUUUAAGCUGAAUGCAGAAAAUUCCAAAAUAAAUGAUGUCACCACAAUGGUGUAUACUCAGGAAUGUGUACAUUGUAAGUUACUUGAUUAAAUAGCCUGGAAAACUUUUGUGUAUUCUCAGCUUAUCUAAACCUAAUGAAAUUCCUUUUAUAUUUAAAAAUAGUACAUUCUGUCUCAUGUCACGUAUCAAUAGAUCAAUUGGUAUUUCCUUGUGAACAGUGUUAUUUAUAAAGAGUUCAUUAUCAAUAAUCAUGUUUUUUUUUUUUUUUUUCUGAUACAGAGUCUCACUCUGUUGCCAGGCUGGAGUGCAGUGGCGCAAUCUUGGCUCACUGCAACCUCCGCCUCCCAGGUUCAGGCGAUUCUCCUGCCUCAGCCUCCAAGUAGCUGGGACUACAGGCGCGUGCCACCACGCCCGGCUAAUUUUUGUAUUUUUAGUAGAGACAGGGUUUCACCAUAUUGGUCAGGCUGGUCUUGAACUCCUGACCUCGUGAUCUGCCCGCCUUGGCCUCCCAAAGUACCGGGAUUACAGGCGUGAGCCACCGUGCCCAACCAUGAAAUAUUUUUACUUAAAAAUUGGGAAUAAGCUCGCUUUUUUUUUUUUUUGAGAUGGAGUCUUGCUCCUGUUGUGCAGGCUGAGUAGAGACAGGGUUUCACCAUAUUGGUCAGGCUGGUCUUGAACUCCUGACCUCGUGAUCCACCCACCUCAGCAAGUGCUGGGAUUACAGGCGUGAGCCACCACGCCCGGCCAUGGAAUAUUUUUACUUAAAAAUUGGGAAUAAGCUUUUUGGUUUUUUGUGGGUUUUUUUUUUUUUUUGAGAUGGAGUCUUGCUCCUGUCGUGCAGGCUGGAGUGCAGUGGCACAGCCUUGGCUCACUGCAACCUCCACCUCCUGGGUUCAAGCAAUUCUCCUUCUUCAGCCUCCCGAGUAGCUGGGAUUACAGGCGUGCACCACCACACCUGGCUAAUUUUUGUGUUUUUAGUAGAGACGGGGUUUCGCUAUUUUGGCCGGGCUGGUUUCAAACUCCUGACCUCAGUUGAUCCACCCGCCUCAGCCUCCCAAAGUGCUAGGAUUACAGGCAUGAACCACCGUGCCCGGCCAGGAAUAAGCUUUUGACUUGCCCAAUUCAGAUAGGUUGAUCUUUGGGGUUUUUUUUUUUUUUUUUUGAGAUGGAGUUUCGCUCUGUUGUCCAGGCUGGAGUGCAAUGGCAGUUGUUUCACCGUAACCUCUGCCUCCUGACUUCAAGCAGUUCUCCUGCCUCAGCCUCCCAAAGUGCUGGGAUUACAGGUGUGAGCCACCGUGCCCGGCCCAGAUAGGUUGAUCUUAAUGUAACAACCCAAAAAUAAAUGUCAUAGUCAAGAUUUGGUAGAUAAAUUUAAAAUUAAAAUAUUCUGCAGUUGGGAGUGAAAUGUGAUAGCACAUACGUUGACAUUAUGCAUUUAGAGAUGUUAUAAAAAUGUAUAGGCAGUAUACACAGCACUACUCAAGAAGCCAAAGAAACACUUGUGCAGUGCUAAGUGUCACAUGUCUGCUUCCACCAGAGGCUAGGAAUAGUGAUCCUGCUAUAAUGUGAGAACCCAAAUCAUGUUUAUAAAAUAGGAGGCUGGGAGCAGUUGCAGGCCACAGUGAAGUGUGUUGCUUCUGUCACUUUAUAUUCUUAUAUUUCCUUUCCCUCAGACAGUAAACUGUUGAUACUCGUACUUGUAAAAAAUUGUAAGGCAAUUUUUAGUAUUGUUGUCAAAGAAAAGCUUGGAUUACAUUAACAUUUGUAUUCAGCCUUUUAGGUGAUACACCAGAGGGGGCUGGGAAUUGUCUCUUUGUUCCUAUAAGUAGAUCUUAAUGUAAAAUAGUAAAUGUCCAUUGAAAAGCAAGUAAUACAGCCUGUGCUAAUUGGGAGCACUUGAACAAUUUUGUUCCAUUCUGAAUAACUUUUGAGCAAGUAAUUCUAAGCUUUGUCUUGUAUCCUUGUGUGAAAUUGCAUAAUUUUUACCCUAUUUGAUUUCUUAAAUAAAGAUGUUUGCUCAA
This is a messenger RNA of Pan troglodytes (chimpanzee), 3005 nucleotides long. It is a transcript of the gene TRAPPC2, whose product is annotated as trafficking protein particle complex subunit 2. Bases 128 to 400 code for a protein of 90 amino acids. The transcript has 4 exons. The record is from RefSeq and is a predicted model, not a curated record. NCBI's taxonomy places the organism in Eukaryota, Metazoa, Chordata, Mammalia, Primates, Hominidae. Gene Ontology annotation, biological process: endoplasmic reticulum to Golgi vesicle-mediated transport.